Messenger RNA from Helianthus annuus (common sunflower), 1297 nucleotides. RefSeq names its product type III polyketide synthase A. Gene Ontology annotation, biological process: polyketide biosynthetic process. Gene Ontology annotation, molecular function: acyltransferase activity, transferring groups other than amino-acyl groups. The transcript has 3 exons. Lineage: Eukaryota; Viridiplantae; Streptophyta; Magnoliopsida; Asterales; Asteraceae. The record is from RefSeq and is a predicted model, not a curated record. Bases 48 to 1223 code for a protein of 391 amino acids.
CAACUUAUAUCCACCAAACUUUCAACUUGUUCCUCCCAUAAGUAACCAUGUCAAAGAUUAACGACAACGGUGCAUCUGACUCAUCGGCAACUAGGCGUCUUCCUACUCCAGGAAAAGCCACCGUGCUAGCAAUCGGCAAGGCCUUCCCAAGCCAACUCGUUCCACAAGAUUGCUUGGUUGAAGGCUAUUUCCGUGACACAAACUGUGCCGACUUCGCUAUGAAAGAGAAGCUGGCACGCUUGUGUAAAACAACUACUGUCAAAACCAGAUACACAGUUAUGUCAAAGGAAAUCCUUGACAAAUAUCCAGAACUAGCAACAGAAGGCUCAGCAACUAUUUCUCAAAGGCUCACCAUAGCAAACCAAGCUGUAACCGAGAUGGCAAAAGACGCUAGCUUAGCCUGUUUCAAACAAUGGGGAAGGCCUGCUGAAGACAUCACUCACAUAGUCUAUGUUUCCUCAAGCGAAAUCCGGCUUCCAGGAGGUGAUCUUUACCUUGCUAGCGAGCUCGGGCUGAGAAAUGAUGUUAACCGUGUAAUGCUAUACUUCUUGGGAUGCUAUGGAGGCGUUACAGGCCUUCGAAUUGCUAAAGAUAUCGCGGAAAACAACCCUGGAAGCCGAGUGUUACUGACCACUACCGAGACUACCAUUUUAGGGUUUCGCCCACCAAACAAGUCCCGUCCUUAUGAUCUAGUUGGAGCUGCUCUCUUUGGAGAUGGAGCCGCUGCCGCUAUUAUCGGGGCGGAUCCAAUAUCCCAUGUUGAGUCACCAUUCUUGGAACUUAGCUAUGCAGUGCAACAGUUCCUCCCAGGGACUCAUAAUGUGAUCGAUGGAAGGCUUACGGAAGAGGGAAUAAACUUCAAACUUGGACGGGACUUGCCCCAAAAGAUCGACGAUAACAUCGAAGGGUUUUGCAAGAAGUUGAUGGAGAAAUGUGGAAAGAACUUGGAGGACUUUAACGAUUUGUUUUGGGCGGUGCACCCUGGCGGUCCGGCAAUAUUGAACCGAUUGGAAAGUACAUUGAAGUUAAGAGGGGAGAAGUUGGAUUGUAGUAGGAGGGCUUUGAUGGAUUUUGGGAAUGUGAGUAGUAACACUAUAUUUUAUGUGAUGGAGUAUAUGAGGGAUGAGUUGAUGAACAAAGAGAAUGCAGAAGAAUGGGGGCUUGCUUUGGCUUUUGGCCCUGGGAUCACUUUUGAAGGCAUUCUUUUACGAAGCCUCAAUUAACUCUCUUUACUAUACAAGUAUUGAUUAAUCAUUACAAGUUGGUAAUAUAUAGUUCUUAUGUUAUAAGAAUGUUU